CCACUAGUUGUGAGAGAAUGGCGGUUAAUCAUAAUUGAUUAAAAUCGUGGUAUAAUCACAGUAAUUUUCACAUAUUAUUUAAUCUUUGGUUAAAUGCAAAUUACAGAACGUUCUGCAAUAUGUCCGGUAUAGAAUUUUUCAAAUGUAAACCGUUAUAUUAAAUAAAUUUAAUAUAUCAAAUACCGACUUAAAUUAUUUUAUGUUGAAUCGUUGGUCAAAAUCUUGUUUGAUAUUUUGGUUUAUAAAAGGUUAAGACCAUUAAAAUAUAAAAAUAUUUUAAUUAUGCUGGAAGAUAAAGAAACUGAAUUUGAAAAUCCUGGUAAAAGUGUUACAGUUCAAUGUGUUCAAUAUCUCAUCAUAAAGCAUUUGAAGUCCAAAAAUUUCAUUAAGAAAGAGGAAUUAAUAAAAACAAUAUUAAAAGGACGUAUUAGUUUGAAAAAUUAUGAGAGAGCAAUUGAAGACGUAGCUGCUACAUUAAGAAAUGUGUUUGGAUUAUCUAUUUCGUAUAUUAAAGAUGACUAUAAGCAAUUUAUUAUUACCAAUGAUAUAGAAAAUGUAAUAUGCAUCAAUCAAAAUAAUCCAUAUUCAAUGAAGUAUCGUAUUUUAUUGAAACCAAUUGUUACAUGUUUGGUUAUGCAACAUGCCCCAAUCAGUGAAGGACAAAUGUGGAACAUUGUAGAGCGUUUUGCGGUUGCCUUAAAUUUAGACAUUAACUAUAUUAAAAAAAUGAUAAAAGGGGAUUUUGUGAAAGAUCAGUAUUUACAGUAUAAUGCCACUGAUGAAACUACAAUUACACUUGAUCCGGAAAAAAUGAGUAACUGGUUUUCCCUAGGAACUAGAUCACUAUUAGAAUUUAAUCAAAAUAUUUUAUUGCAACAUGUUGGUGAAAUUUUGAACUUGCCUCCGCAAUCAUUCAAACGAGUAUAUGCUGCUAUUAAUAAAUAACAAAGUUGUAAGUUACUCUACAACAAAAACAUAAAAUAUACAUUUUAUUUUGAAUUGAUAAACUAAUAGAUUUUUCUAUAAAUAUACUUGUUUCAAAUUUAUUAUUUAAAAAAUUAUAUAUUAAAACACUACUAUUAUCUACUAUUAUUACUUCUUACCUAAAUUAUGACUCUUAAUUACAUUUUAUUAUAUUAAAUAAAUAAUUUAUUAUUGAAAUAUAAUAACGUUUGACUUUGUAUUAGUUUGACAAGUUUUAUGUAUAGAUGAAGAGAACACAAUUAUAAAUAAAAAAAAAGUUACAAAAAUUGACCUGUUGUAAGACUUAUACGUCAUACUGGAAUUCUAAUUGCAACAUGCUUGAUGCCUUAUUGUGCCAAACUUGAUCCCACUAUCUACGAGUGAUAGGUGAUAAUUGCCUUACAUUGAGGUUUUUGAUUGUUUCUUCAAUGUCAUACUGUCGAAGACCAACUACUUGGCGUGUCACCAAUUGUUGUGAUAACGUCCCAUCACAUAUUCUAUCGUUGGACCAAUGAAUUAUAUACAGAGUGA
Messenger RNA from Daktulosphaira vitifoliae (grape phylloxera), 1494 nucleotides. RefSeq lists its product as uncharacterized. The transcript is spliced from 6 exons. The record is from RefSeq and is a predicted model, not a curated record. The coding region runs from base 283 to 945 and encodes 220 amino acids. Gene Ontology annotation, cellular component: nucleus. NCBI's taxonomy places the organism in Eukaryota, Metazoa, Arthropoda, Insecta, Hemiptera, Phylloxeridae.